This is a messenger RNA of Linum trigynum, 4955 nucleotides long. NCBI's taxonomy places the organism in Eukaryota, Viridiplantae, Streptophyta, Magnoliopsida, Malpighiales, Linaceae. The record is from the annotation of a GenBank genome assembly.
UAAAAUACGGAUAAUAAACGUGUUAUACGGGUUUUAUACAUGUUUAGUACGAGCGUCAUCAAAUGAACGGGGGAAAAUGAAACAGCUUGACAAUAAUACGGAUACGGAAGUUUUAAACGGAUAAAGUACAUAUGGGUACAUAUACGUGUAUUAAACGGAGUAUUUACUAACUAUGAUUUAUAGCAUCACUCUACACCUUUCCACUAAGGUUAUUCUCUACCCGUGCAUGUGCCUUUUGCGUAUAACUAGCUAAUGAGUGCUUUCACUUCAUGCCAUUACCUAAGUAAUGAAGAACAAGAAAGUUAUGAUAACACGUGAUUAAGUGUGGGCCUCUUGAGCCAUAAUUGAUGGUUUAUAGCAUCAAUGAUCUAAUCAACAAUCAAUCAUUGAUACUACUCGAGGUAUACAUGGUUGAUCAUUCCCACUAUACUCGUGUAACAUAAAUGGUGUAUCAAUAGAGGGUAAUUUAUUAACAACAUAGAUGAUAUUAAGCACAAUGCAUAUAGCAGCACACUAUAGAAUAAUAAGCAUAGAUGAUAAAGAGCAUUGAACUAAAUGAGCAUCGAAAUCAUAAACGUAAGCAUUGAAACAUAAAACAUCCAUGCAUACAUUUAGGGCACAAAAAGCAAGUAUCAACACAUACAUAAUACGAAAUCAUAGCAUCAAUACAUACAACAAUAACAAGUCCACAUUCUCAUACAAUUAAAUUCGAACUAGCAACAUAGAAGAAAAGUCGGAUACCACCAUCAAUGAUGAAAGCAUGUCCCUAGCUGCACCAUCUCAUACGAAAGCUAAGCUCUUACUCUGCAGAGUAUGUAAAGGUUUGAAUUUAGUUUGUGCAGGCUACUGAACGAAUGAGCCUAAUCCUUUAUUUAUAAGGAUAACACUCGGGAAAAGCCCUCGUAAAUCGACUAGGACAAAGUUUCUUUGACUCAGGACCGAAGUCGUGGUCUAAAUAUCUGAUUUUGGGCUUGAGCCUCUUGGCGACGACUGCCACACAUUUUCUUCAUGGGUUAGUUUUCUUAGCCCAUGGACAACAUCUAUUGAAGAUUUGAUUGCGUUUUGUCUAGGUUUCCAUGGGCAACGACGGCCAGUGUUGGGCCGCUGUUGUUUUCUGCUUGGGCUGUAUCUUUCUCCGUUGGGCUUCUCUUAGGCUCUACUUGUGGUUACUAGUAGGCUUCUCUGUCAUUGAACCUUGUCUUUAUUGUGAAAACUCCAUUUACUUGUCUUUAUAACUCCUUUGGCCCUCCAUUGUUGCCCAAUGCUGGAUGACUGGAUCUAAUGAAUCGUUUGGAAGUUGUGAUUUUUCAAAUUGAUGUAUUGAGUCAAUUAGUGUAUUAUUAUUUGAUGUAUUGAUUCAAUUGAUGUAUUAGGCAAAUAUCUUGUUUGGAGGUUUAGAUUUUGUUUUUGUUAUAAAUCCACAUAAGUUAACUUCGAGUGAUUGAGAAAAAUCUCAAAAAAAAGUAGAGAUUGAUAAUCCCUCAAUUUUGAGUUAUUGUGGUACAGGUACUAAUUCGAUAAAAAUAACAUAAUAUAAGGGCCACAAAAGCUAUUAUUAACCCAAAGAACGAACUGGGGAACUCUGGAAGGGAUAGGGAUUAGGGAAUUGCGGUUGUCAGUUCCAGACCAAUCAAAACUGAUACGGAAACACUACUACCAAUUCGAAUUUCUUCAUUCCUGAAAAUGAAAGGAGAAAAUCAUUACCGAUAAUGAGGAGUUUACUCUGCAGCUGUUCAGCUACACUUGCAUCGCCACCGCCGUCGCCGGAGCCAUCGCCGGGAUUCUCCAACAGAAACCUCCCAAGCGUUCUGCUACUGGCGGAUAAUUUGGCCAAGAAAACCUUGCUCGGAGUCGUGACCGGAGCUCUCUCCUUCAGUCUAGUGCUCUCUUCUCCCGCUUCGGCGACCUUGGAAUCCGCACCUCUACAAGUGCCUUCACCGGCUCCGUUAUCCGAGUACUGCCGCGAAGAAGCUGCAACAUUAGCGGAAGGAGCUGAUCAACGAGCCGUAGUCGAGGCCGGGCGUCGAGUACCGACGAACCAGAGGAUUGUGGAGGAAGCGUGGGAGAUCGUCAAUGGGAGCUUCCUCGAUGUCGGCCGACAUAGCUGGACGCCGGAAAGUUGGCAGCACAAGAAGGAAGAUAUAUUCAGCAGCUCCAUUCAAUCGAGAUCCAGAGCUCACGAGAUAAUCAGAAGGAUGUUGGCUAGCUUGGGGGAUCCCUACACCCGUUUUCUUACCCCUGCCGAGUUCUCGAGGAUGGCGCGGUUUGACAUGACUGGAAUCGGAAUAAACCUCAGGGAAGUGCCAGUUGGGGAGAAUGGAGAGGUGAAGCUGAAAGUAUUGGGAGUCCUGCUGGAUGGCCCUGCUAAUGCUGCUGGAGUGAAACAGGGUGAUGAGAUCUUGGCUGUAAAUGGAGAGGAUGUGCAGGGGAAAUCAGCAUUUGAAGUGUCAUCUUUGUUGCAAGGCCCGAGCGAAACCUUUGUGACGAUUAAGGUGAAGCAUGGGAAUUGUGGACCUGUUCAAUCCCUGGAUGUUCAGAGGCAAGUUGUUGCUAAAACACCUGUCUUUUACCGGUUGGAACAGAUAGACAAUGGCAGGAGCGCUGUUGGCUAUGUGCGCCUGAAAGAAUUCAAUGCACUGGCAAGAAAAGAUUUGGUAAUUGCAAUGAAGCGACUGCAAGACAUGGGUGCUUCCUAUUUCAUUUUGGAUCUUAGAGAUAAUCUUGGUGGAUUAGUGCAGGCAGGGAUUGAAGUUGCCAAGCUUUUCCUAGAUAAAGGCGAAACAGUGAUUUACACAGCUGGGAGGGAUCCUCAGUACCAAACCACCAUUGCUGCUGACACUGUGCCAUUGGUGACCACUCCUGUCAUUGUGUUGGUUAACAGCAAAACCGCAAGUGCCAGCGAGAUUGUUGCCUCUGCACUCCAUGAUAAUUGUAAAGCGGUUCUUGUGGGAGAAAGAACUUUUGGCAAGGGUUUAAUUCAGUCUGUUUUUGAACUGGAUGAUGGAUCUGGUGUGGCUGUCACUGUGGGGAAGUACGUUACACCAAAUCACUUGGACAUAAAUGGUGACGGAAUCGAUCCGGAUUAUCGAAAUUUUCCAGCGUGGAGUGAUGUUAACCAACACCUAUCACAGUGCAAAACUCGGCGACAGGGAUAAAUACUUCGUCUGUAGAUCCUUCACUACUGUCAGAAAGACCAGCAGAACGGAAAGUGCAGUACAACGGCUGGCAUGGAGAAAUGUUGGGGCCGCUCUUUCAAAGGGAAACUCAGGUGGCAAUGUAAACGUACACUGGUGAAUCUGGACUCUGGAAAUCAUACGAAUAUUGGACGGAGCUGAGAUUGUUCAGGAAGAAUCGCACGGCCUGGUGAUCACACAUCAUCGACAAGUAUUAUUGGCUCACGAAGUUAAGGCCGAAGGUUGGAGAUAUGCAAAUACAGAAUAUUUGUUAAAUGAUUAUAUAGCCAUUUCUUGCUGGCACAGAUAUUUGGUAGGCUUUUACAACUAUCUGUUUCUUUGCUCUUCUGCAUAAUGAGCGGGUUUUGAACCAACCCGGGGGGCCUUUCGGUGUAAUGCUACAUUCCCAAGGGGCGCCCUUGUGAUAUUAAACCAAGUUCAUAAACCGGAGGAGAUGAUCAUUCACCGGUUGAAGAUAAACUGCUAAUCGAAUCUGAUUGAAGAGUGCUUCUUGCAGACUUUACUGCAGAUUGUCUCAGGGAUGAGGUCCAGUAAAGCUUCAGAACUAUCAAGGAUGAGCAAGAGAGUGGCAGGUCCAACUCCCGUAAACAAGUCCAACAAUCCAAUCUGAUGACUAUAGUAGAAGAUAGCAACUGCGAGAGCCUUCACUUUUGCAAAACUCUUCGAUGAACGAACAAGAUUAUCCGCCCUGCUGUUCAAUAUUCGUUCAUUGCAGACUACUGAUAAGGGUUUGGGCUAAUACAGGCGUUGUGUUUGUUCAUUCUGGGCUCAGGAUACAUGUAGGUCGUGCAAACAGACAUCUGCAGAGUGAUGUCGCCCGCUUGUCAAGGGCAGAGUCUCUAGCCCAAUCGAAAUGCGUAAAAUAAGCUUCAACCUAGAUGCCUGACAACCUUCUCUGAUCUGCCCAGGUUCCAUUGCUUAUCAGCAUUCAUAAACUAGUCAAAUGCAAAAUGUUGACGUUCUUGGAGAUGGAUUCCAGGGGUCCUCCGGCAGAGAAGCAUUCCUGACCACUGCCCGAGUUCUUUCUUGCUCCAACUCGGAGACCUCCAGCUUCGCAUAAAUUCGCCCAAAUCCACACAACCAUUUGACUCCUUCUGGAAGCCGGAAGAAAGUCUGAAGUAGUAAAGAGUAAAGACCCUUCAAGAGCUGAACCCAGAACCGAUCAUCCUCAUGAAGAAUCCUCCAUCCUUGCUUUCUUUACCCUACUUGCAACUGUAUUAUUGGGAGUUUUCAACUGCAAGUGUGAAGUUAAAUAGGUUGUUACCAGAUAAAAAAGGAAUCAAAUAGUUCUUUGCUGCGCAAUGUAAUGAGAAUGAAGAAAACUCACACCAGCUCAGAAAAGGUCCAGAACAAGUGGCAUAGAGGUCACGUAACAGAUUUCCAGCAGCAGGAGAAUUGGAAUAAAAAUAAAACACGUACGGCUACGACGACACAUAUUCGUAUCUUAAAGAACAAAGCAGGCAGCAAAACUGCAAGAGCAAGCUAAGCUUGUUUCCUUAGUAUAAAAUAAUAUAUUAAUUAGCUUAAUAAUAAUAAUUCCAUUUAAAGUACUAUCCUAAGCUGCAAUUUUCUUUUCCUGCACAUAUUCUUCUUCCACUAAAGGUAUUCCUCUCAAUUUCUCAUGUCUGGCCAGGUAGCCAUGUGCACUUUUGUAUUCCUAACAUACAUAGAUUUUACGAACCCAAGUGAGAUCGUCUUUUUUAACCUUUUUAGCUACAGAUCCUGAGGCGUAUCCAACAUAAGUAAAUCUAACUACAACCC